Cetraspora pellucida is the source of this 999-nucleotide messenger RNA. The record is from the annotation of a GenBank genome assembly. NCBI's taxonomy places the organism in Eukaryota, Fungi, Glomeromycota, Glomeromycetes, Diversisporales, Gigasporaceae.
CACGACGGUAAAAGAAUCGAGGUACCCAUCUCUAGUAACGGCACGAAGAAGUUGGAGGUACCGGAAGAGAGAGACCAGCCCGGUAGCGAUAGUGGGGACGAAUUCGGCGAAUAUACCUAUGAAGAUGAAGAAUUGGUCGAAGCGGAAGGUUACUACACAGAAGAAGCCAUCGACGAAAUAGAAGAAUUGUUCUAUAACCCGUGGGAAGGAUCCACUAGUCCGGCCUUGUACUUGACGAACGUUGAGGAAAUGCCUACGAGGGAAGACGAAGAACCCGAACUCACCGUAGAAGGAAGAAUCGAACAGUUCCUCCAAAACGAAACCCUUAAUACAGAAGACAAGAGUAAAGCGGCAGCGUUCUUUCGACGAGAAAGGACCCUGUUCGCAAGCGAUAUACAGGAACUUGGAGAAACUAACGUGAUAACCCAUCGAAUCGAGACCGGCAUAGCCAAGCCAAUAAAACAAAAGGCGUAUAGGGCAGCACCAAGCGAGCACGAAUUCAUCGAGAGGGAACUAAAAGAGAUGGAAAAAAGAGGGUUAAUUAGAAAGUAUAUGGCGAUAAAAGAAAGUGGUAAAGAAGAAUUAGUAACGGAAAACGUCGAAGAACAAGCAAACGAAAAACAACCUAACUUACCCAAGUUCGAAGAGCAUCUUGCGUUAGAAGUCUUGGAUAGAAGGAAAGCCAUCUACACCAUCGAAUUCCACGGAUUCAACCUGAUAGCGUCAGAACCAAGACAAUUGUUAGUAUUAAGAGAUUGGGUUAUUACAGGAGCGGAACAAGAAUUGAUUAGAAGGGAAUACUUACGCAAUACCGGAAUCGACUUGGGAUACACCGAACCGUUAAACUUGCAAGAAAUCAAAAAGGAGAAAAACGCCAACUGGAGGGGCGACCGAAAAGUGGUUACGUUGGAAAGCGGAUGCGUCGAAUCACGAAUGAUAUCCCUAGCCGAAUAUAGCCAAUUAGGGAAACGACAUCGUGAUUCUUCAGGAAAUUACUGA